Messenger RNA from Selaginella moellendorffii, 771 nucleotides. Its product is annotated as membrane protein PM19L. The transcript has 4 exons. Lineage: Eukaryota; Viridiplantae; Streptophyta; Lycopodiopsida; Selaginellales; Selaginellaceae. The record is from RefSeq and is a predicted model, not a curated record. The coding region runs from base 235 to 663 and encodes 142 amino acids.
CCGGUACCCAUGAGUUCUCUUCCCAUUGGCGGAGAAAGCCGUAUAUAAAUGCUCCCCACCUUUCCUUGGGAACCAUCUCCGGCUGGCCGGCAGCUCUCUCUGCUUUUCUCUUUAUCCUUUCCUUGUCAAUUGGGUCACCGGGAGAGAGAGAGAGAGAGAGAGAGAGAGAGAGAUCCUUUACUUGUCAAUAUAGAGUCACGGGGGAGAGAGAGAGCGAGACAAGAGUGAGAGAGGAUGGCUUCUUACGCCAAGCACAGAGGCCUCGCGGCGCCGCUCCUGGGGGUGAACUUGGUCCUCUACAUCAUCCUGCUGGGGCUGGCGAGCUGGGCAUUGGACGAGCAGCUGGAUGGGCAUUUGGCGGGAGGGAACCAAGCCACUUCCGACCUCAUCCGCUUCUCUUUGAUCGCUGGAGUGGUGGGCAUCGCGUCCGUCCUGGUGGGUCUCUUCCAUCUCAAGCACCGGCGGAGCGAGAGCCACGGCGGCGCAGGAUCGGCGGCGGUCAUUGCCCUCCUUCUCACGCUCCUCGCCUUCGGCGUCGCUUGCAAGCAGGUUCAUGUGGGCUACAUCUACUCUGACAGACUGAAAGCGCUCGAGGCGUUUGCGAUUGUGGUGGCAGCCACGCAGCUGCUCUACGUGCUGCUCAUGUAUUUUGCGGACGAGUGAGCUCGCGAGCCAUGGAUUCCAACGACAAACUCUCCGGGGUCACCCGGAUGGCUUUGUAAUUGUUUGUAUUAUAGAUAUAAUUACAAUCUUCUGGUGUGGUGUUUCUGA